AUGCCCAGCGCACCCGGGCUCCGCGCCCUCUGGCUCUGUGCCGCACUCUGCGCCUCCCCGUGCGCCCCCCAGCCUGGCCCGCGGCCCGCCUGCCCGGCCCCCUGCCGCUGCCACGAGGACGGCAUCAUGCUGUCGGCCGACUGCUCUGAGCGCGGGCUCUCGGCGGUGCCGGGGGACCUGGACCGCCUGACGGCUUACCUAGACCUGAGCAUGAACAACCUCACGGAGCUCCAGCCUGGCCUCUUCCUCAACCUGCGCUUCCUGGAGGAGCUGCGUCUCUCUGGAAACCGCCUCUCGCACAUCCCGGGACAGGCGUUCUCUGGUCUCUACAGCCUGAAAAUCCUGAUGCUGCAGAACAACCUGCUAGGAGGGAUCCCUGCCGAGGCGCUGUGGGAACUGCGGAGCCUGCAGUCUCUGCGCCUCGAUGCCAACCUCAUCUCCCUGGUCCCGGACAGGAGCUUCGAGGGGCUGUCCUCCCUCCGCCACCUGUGGCUGGACGACAACGCGCUCACCGAGAUCCCCGUCAGGGCCCUCGGCAAUCUGCGCGCCCUGCAGGCCGUGACCCUGGCCCUGAACCGCAUAGGCCACGUCCCCGACUACGCCUUCCGGAACCUGUCCAGCCUCGUGGUGCUGCAUCUCCAUAACAACCACAUCCAGCAUCUGGGGACCCACAGCUUCGAGGGGCUGCGCAACCUGGAGACUCUAGACCUGAAUUACAACCAGCUGCACGAGUUCCCUGUGGCCAUCCGAACGCUGGGCCGCCUGCAGGAACUGGGUUUCCAUAACAACAACAUCAAGGCCAUCCCCGAGAAGGCCUUCCUGGGGAACCCUCUGCUGCAGACGAUACACUUUUAUGACAACCCGAUCCAGUUCGUGGGGAGGUCGGCCUGGUGCUCUAUCUCCAGAUCUCUGAAUGGUGCCACGGACAUCCAGGGGUUCCCAGAUCUCAAAGGCACCACCAGUCUGGAGAUCCUGACCCUGACCCGUGUGGGCCUCCGGCGGCUCCCCCCGGGGAUGUGCCAGCAGCUGCCCAGGCUCCGUGUCCUGGAGCUGUCUCACAACCAGAUCGAGGGGCUGCCCAGCCUGCAUGGGUGUCAGAAGCUGGAGGAAAUUGGCCUCCAGCACAACCGCAUCUGGGAAAUCAGAGCUGACACCUUCCACCAGCUGACCUCCCUGCAGGCCCUGGACCUGAGCUGGAACGCCAUCCGGUCCAUCCACCCCGAGGCCUUCGCGACCCUGCGCUCCCUGGUCAAGCUGGACCUGACGUACAACCAGCUGACCACACUGCCCCUGGCCGGGCUUGGGGGCCUGGUGCAUCUGAAGCUCAAAGGGAACUGGGCUCUGUCCCAGGCCUUCCCCAAGGACAGCUUCCCCAGACUGAGGAGGCUUCCCGUCCCCACACCUACAGAGGUCUGCCUCAGGGCAGUGUGCCGCGGCGUCUUCAAGGCCUUGGGCCAACGGGCGCCCCAGGGCCCUCACCCUGACGACCGCGACGCUCCCAAAAGGCCCCUGGGCCUCCCUGCCGGCGCAGCCGAGAGCCGCUAUGAUGUGGACCCAGACGAGCUCCAGCUGGAGGUGGAGGACCCCAGGCCACACCCCACUGUCCAGUGCAGCCCUGUUCCAGGCCCCUUCAAGCCCUGCGAGCACCUCUUCGAGAGCUGGGGCGUCCGCCUGGCCGUGUGGGCCACCGUGCUGCUCUCCGUGCUCUGCAACGGGCUGGUGCUGCUGAGCCUGUCCGCAGCCGGGCCCGGCCCCCUGCCCCCGCUCAAGUUCGUGGUGGGGGCCAUCGCAGGGGCCAACACCCUGACCGGUCUCUCCUGUGGCCUUCUCGCCUCCGUGGACGCGCUGACCUUCGGCCGGUUCGCGGAGUACGGCGCCCGCUGGGAGUCAGGCCCGGGCUGCCGGGCCGUGGGCUUCCUGGCCGUGCUGGGCUCCGAGGCCUCCGUGCUGCUGCUGACCCUGGCCGCCGUGCACUGCAGCGUGGCCGUGGCCUGUGUGCGGGCCCGUGGGAAGGCGCCGGCCCCGGGCAGCUUGCGUGCGGGGGCCCUGGGCUGCCUGGCGCUGGCGGGGCUGGCGGCCGCCCUGCCACUGGCCUCCGUGGGUGAGUACGGGGCCUCCCCGCUCUGCCUGCCGUACGCCCCGCCCGAUGGCCGGCCGGCCGCCCUGGGCUUCGCCGCGGCGCUGGCGAUGCUGAAUGCCUCCUGCUUCCUGGCGGUGGCCGCAGCCUACGUCAGGCUGUCCUGCGAGCUGCCCGGGGCCGAGCUGGAGGCCGUGUGGGACUGCGCCGCCGUGCGCCACGUGGCCCGUCUCACCUUCGCUGACGGGCUCCUCUACUGCCCUGUGGCCUUCCUGAGCCUGGCGUCCGCGCUGGGCCUCGUCCCCGUCACCCCCGAGGCCGUCAAGUCCGUGCUGCUCCUGGCGCUGCCCCUGCCCGCCUGCCUCAACCCCCUGCUCUACCUGCUCUGCAGCCCCCACUUCCGGGAGGACCUGCGGCGGCUCCGGCCCUGCCUGGGGGUCCCGGGGCCUCUCACCCUGGCGGCCGCUGGCCAGCUGGAGCCGAGCUCCUGCGACUCCACCCAGGCCCCGGUGGCCUUCUCGGACGUGGAGCUCAUCCUG
Messenger RNA from Lipotes vexillifer (Yangtze River dolphin), 2616 nucleotides. It is a transcript of the gene LGR6, whose product is annotated as leucine rich repeat containing G protein-coupled receptor 6. The record is from RefSeq and is a predicted model, not a curated record. Gene Ontology annotation, biological process: adenylate cyclase-activating G protein-coupled receptor signaling pathway; hormone-mediated signaling pathway; activation of adenylate cyclase activity. Gene Ontology annotation, cellular component: plasma membrane. NCBI's taxonomy places the organism in Eukaryota, Metazoa, Chordata, Mammalia, Artiodactyla, Lipotidae. Gene Ontology annotation, molecular function: protein binding; protein-hormone receptor activity; G protein-coupled peptide receptor activity.